Molecule: messenger RNA, 589 nt
Organism: Mangifera indica (mango)
Lineage: Eukaryota; Viridiplantae; Streptophyta; Magnoliopsida; Sapindales; Anacardiaceae
Product: agamous-like MADS-box protein AGL62
Exons: 2
Biological process (GO): positive regulation of transcription by RNA polymerase II
Molecular function (GO): DNA-binding transcription factor activity, RNA polymerase II-specific; RNA polymerase II cis-regulatory region sequence-specific DNA binding; protein dimerization activity
Source: RefSeq, a predicted model, not a curated record
AGAAGAACGCGCAAGGGUCGCCAAAAGGUGGAGAUGGUGAAAAUGAAUAAUGAAAGCAAUCUCCAGGUAACCUUCUCGAAACGCCGCUCUGGCCUCUUCAAAAAGGCCAGCGAACUUUGCACUCUCUGCGGUGCUGAAGUCGCCCUGGUGGUCUUCUCCCCCGGCAAAAAGGUCUUCUCUUUUGCCACCCUUGUGUGUGAGACGGUCAUCGACCGUUAUCUCACCCAAUCCACCCCUCCGGUCUCCGGCACCCAUCAACUCAUUGAGGCUCACCGCAACACCACCGUUCGCGAGCUCAACAUGCAACUCACCCAAGUGAUGAGCGAGUUGGAGGCGGAGAAGAAGCGUGGCGAAGAGCUGAAUCAGAUACGGAAGGCGACUCAGGUGCAGUGCUGGUGGGCGAAUCCGGUGAAUGAGCUAAGUAUGCCGCAGCUUCAGCAGUUGAAGGCGGCGCUGGAGGACCUGAAGAAGAAAGUGACAUAAAAGAAUUAAAAUUUAUAUUUACGGGUAUGGGGAGGGGAUUUUUCCCCGCGGGGACGGGGCGAGGAUGGAGAGGGGAUUUUCCUUCGCGGGGAGGGGACGGAGAUUC